Molecule: messenger RNA, 572 nt
Organism: Conger conger (European conger)
Lineage: Eukaryota; Metazoa; Chordata; Actinopteri; Anguilliformes; Congridae
Gene: rps12
Product: ribosomal protein S12
Exons: 6
Coding region: 135-533 (132 amino acids)
Biological process (GO): translation
Cellular component (GO): ribosome; cytosolic small ribosomal subunit
Molecular function (GO): structural constituent of ribosome
Source: RefSeq, a predicted model, not a curated record
ACUCGGACAUUUUCUCAACUUCUACCGGGGGCCUUUUGCACAUAAAGCUAUGACGUCGACCUUAUGACGUUCUCUUUCCCCGCUGUGACAAGGAGGUUUUGACUUUUACGUCCGCCAUCCAUCGAUAAUCUACAAUGGCCGAGGAAGGCAUCGCUGCUGGAGGUGUAAUGGACGUUAACACCGCACUCCCGGAUGUGCUGAAAACCGCACUCAUCAACGAUGGUUUGGCUCGCGGUAUCCGCGAAGCAGCAAAGGCACUGGACAAGCGCCAGGCCCACCUCUGUGUCCUGGCAGCCAACUGCGACGAGCCUGCGUACGUGAGGCUGGUGGAGGCUCUCUGUGCUGAGCAUCAGAUCAGCCUCAUAAAGGUUGAUGACAACAAGAAGCUCGGCGAGUGGGUGGGUCUCUGCAAGAUCGACCGCGAGGGCAAGCCGCGGAAGAUUGUGGGCUGCAGCUGCGUGGUCGUCAAGGACUAUGGCAAGGAGUCCCAGGCGAAGGACGUCAUUGAAGAGUACUUCAAGAGCAAGAAAUGAGGUGUGACAUCUGCUGAAAAUAAAGCUAGAAAAGUUGGA